GAAGUGCAUCUUCGGAAUCUUCACCCCGGGUACUGCUGAGUAAGGGUCUACGUCCCACCAUAUGCCUUUAUCUGCGCCCCCGGGGCUGUCCCGACUUCUAGAACCACAGCCUGCAAUUUUCAUGCCAGGAAGCUCGGCGCUGGAGUUAGGGCCCUUUGCCCUAAAAGACUCUCAUCUCGUUCCUUGUGACAUCAUCUCUCUUUAUAGACAUCAUCUCCUUUAUAGGUUUGCUUUAUCAAUCAGGAUUUGUAUUUGAUAUUAUCAGAUGCUUUGGGGAAAUAUGCAAGACGUAAAUGAUUAAUACAUAAUUGAAGAUGGCAAGGACAGAUGAGAGCCUCUCCCAGGACACCUGAGGGGGUCUGUCCCAAACCUUCAAGGUAGGAGACACAGUGUGGCCUUUGGGGUCUCUUCUGAACUGUGGCACCCUCAUCUGCCCUGAUUGGUUUCUAUUUUCUUUCAGUAAUUCUGUUGAGAUCAUUUGGAGUUUUUAUCCCAUUUUCCAAAAUGUGGCCUCCACACCCAUGUGUAUGUCAUCUACAGAUACAAGGUCAGGAGCUCAGCGGCCCUUCUGAAGCCACAAAAAAUUCACUGAGAAAGAUCAUGGGAGAUCACCUUGACCUUCUCAUGGGAGUGGUGCUCAUGGCCAGUCCUGUGUUUGGAAUUUCCUCCUGCUCCUUGGAUGGUCGGAUAGCCUUAUAUCGCUUCUGCAACCUCACCCAGGUCCCCCAGAUCCUCAACACCACCGACAGCCUCCUGCUAAGCUUCAACUAUAUCAGGACGAUCACUGCGACAUCAUUCCCAUUCCUGGAGCAGCUACAGCUGCUGGAGCUCGGGACCCAGUUUACCCCCUUGACUAUUGACAGAGAGGCCUUCAGAAACCUGCCCAAUCUUAGAAUCUUGGACCUGGGCAAAAGUCAAAUAGACUUCUUACAUCCAGAUGCUUUUCAGGGACUGUCCCAUCUGUUUGAACUUAGACUGUUUUCCUGUGGUCUCUCAGAUGCUGUAUUAAAAGACGGCUAUUUCAGAAAUUUAAAGUCUUUAACUCGCUUGGAUCUAUCCAUAAAUCAGAUUGGUAGCCUUUACCUUCAUCUUUCAUUUCAGGAAUUGAAUUCCUUAAAAUCCAUAGAUCUUUCCCUCAACCAAAUAUUCACUGUAUGUGAGAGCGAUCUCAAGCCCCUCCAAGGGAAAACGCUCUCCUUUUUUAGCCUCGCACAUAACAACCUGUACAGCAAAGUCCCCGUGGACUGGCAGAAAUGUAUGAACCCAUUCAGAAACAUGGUGCUGGAAACCCUAGAUGUUUCUGGCAACGGCUGGACAGUGGACAUCGCAGGAAACUUUAGCAAUGCCAUCAGUGGAAGCCAGACUUUCUCUCUGGUUCUUGCCCACCACAUCAUGGGUUCUGGAUUUGGCUUCCAUAACAUCAAAGAUCCUGACCAGAACACAUUUGCUGGCCUGGCCAGAAGCUCAGUGACACGCCUGGAUCUUUCUCAUGGGUUUAUCUUCUCCCUGAGCUCCCGGCUCUUUGAGACACUCAAGGACUUGAAUGUUCUGAACCUCGCCCACAACAAGAUAAACAAGAUCGCAAACGAAGCAUUUUAUGGACUCAGCAACCUCCAAAUUCUCAAUAUGUCAUAUAAUCUUCUGGGGGAACUUUAUAAUUCCAAUUUCUAUGGACUACCUAACAUAGCCUACGUUGAUCUUCGAAAGAAUCACAUUGGGAUAAUUCAGGACCAAACAUUCAAAUUCCUGGAAAAAUUAAAUACCUUGGAUCUCCGGGACAAUGCUCUUAAAACCAUUUAUUUUAUUCCAAGCAUACCUAAUAUCUUCUUGGGUGGCAAUAAACUGGUGAUUUUGCCAAACAUCAGCCUUACAGCCAACUUCAUCCAGUUAUCAGAGAACAAGCUAGAGAAACUGGAUGAUCUCUACUUCCUUCUCCAGGUUCCUCAUCUCCAGAUUCUUAUUUUAAAUCAAAAUCGCUUUUCCUCCUGUAGUCGAAAUCAAAGUCAUACCCUUCCAGAGAAUCUCAGCUUGGAACAACUUUUCCUUGGAGAAAAUAUGUUGCAACUUGCCUGGGAAGCAGGGCUCUGUUGGGAUGUUUUUAAGGGGCUUUCCCAUCUCCAAGUUCUGUAUUUGAAUAAUAACUACCUUAAUUUCCUUCCACCUGGAGUGUUUAGUGAUCUGACUGCAUUAAGGGGACUUAGCCUCAACUCCAACAGGUUGACAGUUCUUUCUCCUGGCGAUUUACCUGCUAAUUUAGAAAUCCUGGAUGUAUCCAGAAACCAGCUCCUAUCUCCUGAUCCUAAGUUAUUUGCAUCACUUAGUGUCUUGGACAUAACUCAUAACAAGUUCGUUUGUGCGUGUGAACUUACCAGUUUUAUCAAUUGGCUCAAUCAAACCAGUGUCACCAUAUUUGGGUCUCCUGCAGACAUAUACUGCACGUACCCUAACUCGUUCUUUGGAGCUUCCCUCUACUCUAUUUCCACAGAGGGUUGUGAUGAAGAGGAAGUCUUAAAGUCCCUAAGGUUUGCCCUUUUCAUCUUAUUCACUGUCACUUUGACUCUGUUCUUCAUGACUGUCCUUAUAGUCACGAAGUUCCGGGGCUUUUGUUUCAUCUGUUAUAAGACAGCACAGAGACUGGUGUUCAAGGACCAUUCCCAAAGAACAGAACCUGAUGCAUACAAAUAUGAUGCCUAUUUGUGCUUCAGUAGCAAAGACUUCGAAUGGGUACAGAAUGCUUUGCUCAAACACCUGGAUACUCAGUACAGUGAGCAAAACAGAUUUAAUCUGUGCUUUGAAGAAAGAGAUUUUGUCCCAGGGGAAAACCACAUCGCCAACAUCCAGGAUGCUGUCUGGAGCAGCAGAAAGAUUGUUUGUCUUGUGAGCAGACACUUCCUUAGAGAUGGGUGGUGCCUUGAAGCCUUCAGUUACGCUCAGAGCAGGUGCUUAUCUGACCUCAGCAGUGUCCUCAUCAUGGUGGUGGUCGGGUCCCUGUCCCAGUACCAGUUGAUGAAGCAUCAGUCCAUCAGAGGGUUCGUACAGAAAUGGCAGUACUUGAGGUGGCCCGAGGAUCUCCAGGAUGUUGGCUGGUUUCUUAAUAAACUCUCUGAACAGAUACUAAAGAAAGAAAAAGAAAAGAAGAAAGGUAAUAACAUUGAGUUGCAAACUGUAGCAACCAUCUCCUAGUCAAAGGAGCAGUUUUCAACUUUUCUCAAGCCUCAAAUAACUCUUCACUUUGUAUUUGUACCAAGUUACCAUUUUGGAGUCCUUCCCACAGUUUUUUUUUUUCCCUGCUGUGAAACCAACAUAAAUCUCUUGAUUUUCAUACCAGCACAAUGUUUUGUCCCACUGACCUUCAAAUGGAAAACAAUAGAUCUCAAAAAUUGCACCUGCCCCUAGAGGUUCCCGCUCUCCACUGGUUUCCUUUCAGACCCAAUAGUACUGUCCUCUCCUGUCGCACUGACUGUGGGGUGUAUUCUAGUCGUGGGAACGA
Galeopterus variegatus (Sunda flying lemur) is the source of this 3490-nucleotide messenger RNA. It is a transcript of the gene TLR5, whose product is annotated as toll-like receptor 5. Gene Ontology annotation, molecular function: protein binding; transmembrane signaling receptor activity. Gene Ontology annotation, cellular component: membrane. The record is from RefSeq and is a predicted model, not a curated record. Bases 505 to 3183 code for a protein of 892 amino acids. The transcript has 2 exons. Gene Ontology annotation, biological process: immune response; toll-like receptor signaling pathway; inflammatory response. Lineage: Eukaryota; Metazoa; Chordata; Mammalia; Dermoptera; Cynocephalidae.